Messenger RNA from Ailuropoda melanoleuca (giant panda), 7435 nucleotides. It is a transcript of the gene GSK3B, whose product is annotated as glycogen synthase kinase 3 beta. The transcript has 13 exons. Gene Ontology annotation, cellular component: nucleus; cytoplasm; axon. The record is from RefSeq and is a predicted model, not a curated record. Gene Ontology annotation, molecular function: beta-catenin binding; ATP binding; tau-protein kinase activity. NCBI's taxonomy places the organism in Eukaryota, Metazoa, Chordata, Mammalia, Carnivora, Ursidae. The coding region runs from base 570 to 1880 and encodes 436 amino acids. Gene Ontology annotation, biological process: cell differentiation; negative regulation of TOR signaling; negative regulation of canonical Wnt signaling pathway.
GUUCGCCGGGCCCCUGCCGUCAGCCCGCCGGAUCCCGCCGCUGCCGGAGCCGCAGCGUUUCCCGUCGCAUCGCCGAGCCACCCCCUCCCUCUCCCUCCCUCCUUCCCAUCCCCCCUUCUUUUCAAGCGUGAGACUCGUGAUCCUUCCGCCGCUUCCCUUCUUCAUUGACUCGGAAAAAAAAUCCCCGAGGAAAAUAUAAUAUUCAAAGUACUUAUUUUCAAUCAAGUAUUUGCCCCCGUUUCACGUGAUAUAUUUUUUUUUAAGACUCCCCCCUCCCUUUUUCCCCUCCAAGGAAAGGGAGGGGAAAGAAUUGUAUUUUUUUCCCCAGCCCCAAAUCAUCUAUAUGUUAAAUAUCCAUACUGAUCUGCCUUGAAGGAGAAAUACAUCGCUCGUUUUUUUUUUUAAAGCUGUACAAAAGGAGUGAAAAGCCAAGAGGACGAAGUCUUUUUUUUAUCUUCUUGUGGGAGAACUUAAUGCUGCAUUUAUCAUUAACCUAACACCCCAACAUAAAACAAAAGGAAGAAAAGGAGGAAGGAAGGAAAAGAGGGUGAUUCGGGAAGAGAGUGAUCAUGUCAGGGCGGCCCAGAACCACCUCCUUUGCGGAGAGCUGCAAGCCAGUGCAGCAGCCUUCAGCUUUUGGCAGCAUGAAAGUUAGCAGAGACAAGGAUGGCAGCAAGGUGACCACAGUGGUGGCAACUCCUGGGCAGGGUCCAGAUAGGCCACAAGAAGUCAGCUAUACAGACACUAAAGUGAUUGGAAAUGGGUCAUUUGGUGUGGUAUAUCAAGCCAAACUUUGUGAUUCAGGAGAACUGGUUGCCAUCAAGAAAGUAUUGCAGGACAAGAGAUUUAAGAACCGAGAGCUCCAAAUCAUGAGAAAGCUAGAUCACUGUAACAUAGUCCGAUUGCGUUAUUUCUUCUACUCAAGUGGUGAGAAGAAAGAUGAGGUCUAUCUUAAUCUGGUGCUGGACUAUGUUCCGGAAACAGUAUACAGAGUUGCCAGACACUAUAGUCGAGCCAAACAGACGCUCCCUGUGAUCUAUGUCAAGUUGUAUAUGUAUCAGCUGUUCCGAAGUUUAGCCUAUAUCCAUUCCUUUGGAAUAUGCCAUCGGGAUAUUAAACCACAGAACCUCUUGUUGGAUCCUGAUACAGCUGUCUUAAAACUCUGUGACUUUGGAAGUGCAAAGCAGCUGGUCCGAGGAGAACCCAAUGUUUCGUAUAUCUGUUCUCGGUACUAUAGGGCACCAGAGUUGAUCUUUGGAGCCACUGAUUAUACCUCCAGUAUAGAUGUAUGGUCUGCAGGCUGUGUGUUGGCUGAGCUGUUACUAGGACAACCAAUAUUUCCAGGGGACAGUGGUGUGGAUCAAUUGGUGGAAAUAAUCAAGGUCCUGGGGACACCAACAAGGGAGCAAAUUAGAGAAAUGAACCCCAACUACACAGAAUUCAAAUUCCCUCAAAUUAAGGCACAUCCUUGGACUAAGGAUUCGUCAGGAACAGGACAUUUCACCUCAGGAGUGCGGGUCUUCCGACCCCGAACGCCACCGGAGGCAAUUGCACUGUGUAGCCGUCUGCUGGAGUAUACACCAACUGCCCGAUUGACACCACUGGAAGCUUGUGCACAUUCAUUUUUUGAUGAAUUAAGGGACCCAAAUGUCAAACUACCAAAUGGGCGAGACACACCUGCACUCUUCAACUUCACCACUCAAGAACUGUCAAGUAAUCCACCUCUAGCUACCAUCCUUAUUCCUCCUCAUGCUCGGAUUCAAGCAGCUGCUUCAACCCCUACAAAUGCCACAGCAGCCUCAGGGCCACUUAGGUGUCUCACAUGGUGGCAGCUGGUUUUCCCUGGACCAACUGAUCCAAGAAAGAGGACAAGAUGCUAAUGCCGGAGACCGUGGACAGACCAACAAUGUCGCUUCUGCAUCAGCUUCCAACUCCACCUGAACAGUCCCGAGCAGCCAGCUGCACAGGAAAAACCACCAGUUACUUGAGUGUCACUCAGCAACACUGGUCACGUUUGGAAAGAAAAUUAAAAAGAGAAAAAAACCUGCUCAUUUUAGUGUUCAAUUUUUUUAUUAUUAUUGUUCUUAUUUAACCUUGUAAAAUAUCUAUAAAUACAAACCAAUUUCAUUGUAUUCUCACUUUGAGGGAGAUCCAGGGUGGGAGGGGUUGUGGGGAGGGGAAAGCGGAGCACUAGAACACACAAUCUCUUUCCCACGACAAUCUUUUUUUAUCAAAAGUCUGCUGUUGUAUACUUUAAAAACAGGACUCCUGCCUCAUGCCCCUUCCACAAAAGAAGACUUUGUUCUGUGCUGAAGUUUUUUUGAACUUUGUUUUCUUUUAAAGUCAAGUGUAAGACUUUGGUAUAGUGCACAGCUUGAAAUUGGUUGGGAGCUUAGCAGGUGUAACUCAAUGGGGACUUCAGUGUCACUUGUAAAAUUAAUCCAUAUCCUCGGGUAUUUGAAGACUUGCCUUUGGCAUGUUGGUGGCAGGUGUGGCAGACAAAAAAGGAAAUGUGUAUCAUUUGUAUGUAACCCAGGGAGGUCAAUAAAGUUUGAAGAUUCUUAAUUGACUCGAUAAGGUUUUGUUUUGCUCUUAAUCAGUGCUAGUGGUGAAGAAACUUAAAUUGGAGGCUGUCAAAGGAAGAGCAUGCGUGCUCUGAGGGUGGAUCUUUGUUCGCCUGACCAAAGCUUCCCUGCAAAUCUUAGUACAGUUUUAAACUAGUGACCAGAAGACUGAAAAGGAUGUUGAGCCAGUCACUCUGGCUGUGGAGGUCAAAAGCUGAUGAACCUGGAGGAAGGGGACAGGCCAAGAGGAGAUCUCACCACUGUGAAUGAAUUUGUCCAGAUUUGUUUCUAAAGUUGCUUCCCUUGGAAAGAUACACUUGAGAGGACAUUAUAGUUAAAUAAUGUGAACUGUAACAGUCUACUGGUUUAUUUUUCAUAUUUUUAAUUACAAAUUGAGCUUGCAGAAAUUGCCACAUUCUGCACAUAGUUCUAAUUUUAAAUCCAAAUCUAGAAUCUGUAUUUAAUUUUAGCUUUUUUUUUUAACCUCUUGCUUUUAAAAUUUUAUUUAUUGAUGUAUGUCAGAUAGACCAUUGUGAUUUUAGGUGGUAGAAAUAUUAAGAAUUACACAUCAGAAUGGUAUAAACAGUCACGUGUACCUGCUGACUUUAUAGGAAAGCUGAUUAUAUAAAUGUGUGUAUGUAUAUAUGUUAUAUAUACAUAGAUUCAAUACUGCCUUUUAUUUUUGUUUUUGUCCACAGUAUCAAAAUCAACUGGUUGAAGCAUGAGAAGAAUGUUUCCUCCCACACCCAGUUAAGAGUUUUUGUUUCUGUUUCCUUUGUGUAUCAGUGAAUGGUGUAAGACUCAGUUUCUGUUUUUGAAGAAAAAGCAAUAUUCCUUGGAAAGCAAAGAGGAUUGAAGGAUUAUGUUUGCAGUGAGGAAAUAGAUUUUCACAACUAGUUUGUUUUAUACUUUUAAGAUUGACAUCUUUGUGGGCCUUAUAUACUCUAAAAUGAACCUUAGUCACCUUGGUGCUUAUGGGCCAUUACUUGACCUAUGAAUCUUUAAGGCACAAUCAGUUGUACUUUACAUAUAAAGAUCACUUGAGUGAUGGCCGCCUUUCCCUUCUACCCACUCUUUCCCUACACACCUUCCAAGGUUAGUUGAUAACUGUAGGGCUGUAGAGCUGAGCCCUUGAUCGUGUGUAACCUCCCUUCACCUUCCUCAUUGCCACCUUAGGUCGUGUUAGGGGUCUUGCCCUCCAGGUGAUUUGGAAGUGGAGUCUCUUGGCAGCCCUCAGCGCAGGUCCCAGUACCCUGUCCUGCUUCUUUACCAAGUGUGUGUGACUCUCCAAGAGAGUCCUACUGCCUGCUGAAGUGAACCAGUACCCAGAAGGGCAACUGUGAGCCAGCCAUCUUAGUUUUCCAUUCACUGUUCAGCUAAGCUCUUAGGCCACAAAAGGGGUUUCUCAGACCCCUGGUUUUAUCAGAGUUCGUGAGAAAGGAAAUAACGCUCAGUUAAACCAAAUCGAACAAAUUGACUUUUACAUUUCACACUGCGCUUCUGAGAGCUAAUUAAGCUUUGAAAGAAGUCUGAAUCAAAGUAUUUGGCCAGGUAGUUCCUAAAGGGAAUGGCUUUGGUAGACCAUUUUCAGACGGGAUUUAUAAAGCUGAACAGCAGGUCUAUGACAGAGAAAUGGACCUGCUUGCACACCAAACUGCCCAGCCAAACAUUUGGACACAGACACUACUCUGGACUUGGUAUAUUUGCGAGAGUCCGUAAAAAUCUGCUUGUUUUAGGAAACACUCCCCCCUCCUUUGCCCCCAUAAAUGGGGUAAGAGAAGAAGAGAGAAAAGUCAGUUGCUUUUCUCUCACUUCUGUGUGUGUGUGUGUGUGAGGGCUGAGGUGCGUGAUUUUUCUUUCUCAAGGAUCAUGGCGGUAUCACAGAACUCUUUUAUACAAGUGAGAUCCAGGUCUCUGAAUAUCUUUUUGUAAAUAAUGAUAAUAAUAAUAAUAAUAAUAAUAAAAAGCUCCUCACCAAAUUCAAGCUUGUACAUUAUAUUUUCUUUCAGUGUUUUUAAAUUUAAGUUUUAUUGUUUUGUAUGUAAAUAUGUGGACCCAGGAACUGUUAAUUAAUGAGCAAAAAGUUACUGUUCAGGGCAGUGAUUCUGUUUAAUAAUCAGACAAAAUGUAGACGAGCUUUUUAAAGCCAUAUAGUUUUAACUCUGUACAGUAGGUACCGGCCUGUAUUAUUGUAACAAUAACUCUAGCAAUGUAUAGUGUAUCUAUAUAGUUUGGAGUGCCUUCGCUUCCAUGUGUUUGUUUUUUGUUUUUGUUUUUCAUUUUUCAAAUUUUAAUUGGUUUUUCUAUCCAUGUCUCCCUGUCCUACUACCCCUUUCCCUUUGAAAUAAUAACUCACUAACAGUGUCUUUGCCCCUUCCACAGUUAAUUUCAGUGAUACCAUGCUCAGGAGUGGAAAGAGGAGACCGUGUUCAUGAACUCACUUCAUUUAAGCCCUGCCUUUGUUUUGGUUCUGAGCAGCUGUUUCCUCCUCAGUCAGUAGCAGUGACCGGUUUCAUUUCAUACUUAGUCCAUCCAGGGACUUUGUGUCAUGUCAGGGAGCCCUAGAGCUGGAAGAGACCGAAUCGAUGCUAGUUUGCUCAUCUCUUCCCCAAAUCCCAACCAUGGGUCUUAACAAACAGCAGAUUCAGGAGUCUUCCAUGCUCCCCCUUUAUCUACUUCCUUCCCAAAUGAAAGAGACAGUGGGUUUUUAUAAAUCCAAGUUUCUUAAUAGUACCAGGUUUUGCUCCAUUGGUCUAAAAUGCUGUCAUGUGAUUACUAGCAGUUACUGCGCGCAGUGCCACCCAGCGGAGAGAGGACUGUUGUGUUAACGAGGGAACUCAGCCCAUCCCCUCCCUCCUGCCACCUCUACCCCUGUUCAGUGAAAUGUCAUUGUCAUUUCCUUCUUAAAAAAUAAGUUUAAUUCUUACUGUGUGCCCAUCAUGAAGGCCUUUUUUGAAAGAAAAAAAUCAAAAUCAUUUGUUUUGCCUCCAAGUACUCCAUAUAAGAUGUCUUGAGUAGAAGAAAACACAAACUUUACCAAACCAAAGGUUGCUAUUUUUGAAACAUCGUGUGUUCAUUCCAGCAAGGCAGAAGACUGCACCUUCUUUCCAGUGACAUGUCGUGUCCGUUCUUUAAGUCCUCUUACUUUUUAGACACAUUUUUUUGGUUUGUGUUUUAACAAAGCCUGCCUAACCAGUCAUCUUGUCUGCACCAAUGCAAAGGUUUCUGAGAGGACUAUUGUAUUCUCUAUCCCUGUGGAUAUAAAGACACUGGCAUUUCAUUUCUUUUUCCCUUUCCUUUUUAAGGGAUUUAACUUUGGAAUCUUCCAAAGGAAGCUUGGCCAAUGCCAGAUCCCCAGGAGUUUGGGGGUUUUUCCUUUGUUUUAAACCAAAAUUAUAUCUGAUUUCUGUUGUUCUCAUGUUAGUGAUCAUCUAAUCACAGAGCCGAACACUUUCUCCCCUAUAUAGAAAAUUAAAAUAAGCAUGCUUUACAAUAAAACCUGUCUUUUCUGGUAGAAACCUGAGCCACUAAAAAUAAGACAACUAGAAGCAGAGUAGAGUCCCAGACUAAGGUCUGUGUUUGAGAGGCUUGAAAGUAAUCCCUGGGGUUUGGAUUAUUUUCACAAGGGUUAUGACGUUUUACUCAAGUUUGUUGCUCCGUUUUGCACCUCUGCAAUAAAAGCAAAAUGACAACCAGUACAUAAGGGGUUAGCUUGACAAAGCAGACUUCCUUGUGUUCAUUUUUGUUUUUUUUUUUUUCUUAUUAUAUCUGUCUACAGGCAGAUACAGAUAGAUGUAUGAAAAUGUGCUUGCCUGUAAAAUUUGCAUUUAUAAAUGUGUUGCCGAUGGAUCACUUGGGCCUGUACACAUACCAAUUAGCGUGACCACUUCCAUCUUAAAAACAAAUCUAAACAAAAUUUAUUAUAUAUAUAUAUAUAUAUAUAUAAAGGACUGUGGGUUGUAUACAAACUAUUGCAAACACUUGUGCAAAUCUGUCUUGAUAUAAAGGAAAAGCAAAAUCUGUAUAACAUUAUUACUACUUGAAUGCCUCUGUGACUGAUUUUUUUUUUCAUUUUAAAUAUAAACUUUUUUGUGAAAAGUAUGCUCAAUGUUUUUUUUCCCUUUCCCCAUUCCCUUGUAAAUACAUUUCGUUCUAUGUGACUUGGUUUGGAAAUAGUUAACUGGUACUGUAAUUUGCAUUAAAUAAAAAGUAGGUUAGCCUGGAAAUGAAAUUAAAAUUCACAAGUGUGUGGUCUUUAUUUCAGUACCCAACCCUCUUUUCUUUACCCUACCUAUUUUGCUACUGCAAUAUGUAGUCACAUCACCAUUUCCAUUCCUGCAAUUAGAGAAACAUGGAUCUUUGUUAUAAAAUCAAGAUAGGAACACUAGUGCUUGUUCUUUAAAUGAUCUUAUUCCAUUGUAUAGCCCCAAGAGGUGCAGCUUCCAUCUUGGAAACCUUUGGAUGUGAUGUAGAGGAAGCUUUGCAGACACUGCUUUGAAAAGAAAGAAAAUGUCCUUGAGAGGGACAAAUUUUUAAAACGUGUGUAAGCUGCUGUCGUUGAUUACUGUGUUCAUGGUUUGGUGUAGCUGUAUUUUCUUUUAACUUUCAUCCCAUUAGUAAUGGUCUUUGGGAGUAUCUGUAAGAUAUAUGAACACCACAAACCGUGGGGCUGUACCUCCCAGGUAACGAACACAUGUUGUGUUUGAAUCUGCUCAUUUCCAAUACUGGAUGAUGUAUGUAAACAUGUUAUGUCUCUUAGUGCAAAAAGAAACAUCAUUUUUUUAGGGCUGGCUCACUCUGUCAGGCCUAAUCUAAAGGCUAGAUAUAAAGUCAUGUGACUGCUGCUUCAAUAAAAACAAAUUUAUAUUGGA